AUGAAGGGCAGAAAUAAAAGCAAACUUAAUGCUCCCGAGUAUCCAAUCAAAAAGCAAAACGCCUGGGAGCGGAACAAACAAAGUAAAACUGCUUGGUACGACUGGGGCUCCGUCAGACCCACGCCGAACCUCGGUAAAAGCAAGGAGCAACGCACUCCCUCGCCUAAGCUGACUCUGAAGAGUGGUCUGAGGGACUAUCUGUUGAGCUCCACUCUCCAUGGGCUGCGGUACAUUGGCGACAAAAACCUUACUUGGUUCGAAAGAUUCUUCUGGAUGCUCUCCUUCGGAAGCUCCGUAGUUUGCGCGGCUUUCUUCAUUCUGAACGUUUACGACAAAUGGAGUCGAACACCUAUGAUCGUGACCAUCAACCCGGAGAAUAUGCCGCUGGAGAAACUGCCUUUUCCAGCGCUGACUAUUUGCAACUCCAACCAAGCUAGGAGGUCCGUUGCGGAAAGAUACAAAAGUUCUGGGAACACGGUGGACGUGAAGCUACUGGAGAGUUUGUGUUCGACGCGGUCGGACGCGGACCUCUUCGCGGAUGACGACGCCGCUGACUCCGUGGACUGGCACUACACUCGCGCUUUCCUUAUCAAUGUAACUCAGCCGUGUAUCGAAAUGCUGGCGCUGUGCAUCUGGGACUCGGAGGUGCGGAGCUGCGAGGACCUGUUCAACGCGCAGCUGACGGACGAGGGCCUCUGCUGCACCUUCAACGUGGUGCACCGCGAGAUGAUGUAUAGAAAACCGAAAACACUAAACGACAUGAACUUCACGUUCCCGUCGCCGGCGGUGGACUGGACGGCGGAGGCCGGCUACCCCGACGAUACGCCGCCCAACGGCUUCCCCUGGAAAGCUAGGGGUAUAGGCACUGACCACGGUCUGACUCUGGUCCUCGAUGCUGACGUAGAUGAGUACUACUGCGCCUCCACCAAAAGCGUCGGAUUUAAGAUCCUCCUGCACAAUCCCACGGAAUCCCCCAACAUCGCGAAGCUGGGCGAGAUAUACGGUCCGGGUAUAGAAUCGCGCGUAUCCAUCAUACCCAGGAUACUGGACGCGCAUCCGUCCCUACGGGCAAUUGACGUCAGGAAACGACUUUGCUUGUUCUCCGGUGAAAAUGACUUGGACUUUUACAGAACAUACACACUACGGAACUGCGAGAUGGAGUGCGAGGCGCGGGCGAUGCUGGAGGUGUGCAAGUGCGUUCUCUACUAUAUGCCCAAAAACACUACAACUCGUGUAUGCAACAAAGCAGAUGCAAGUUGCUACAGCGACUUGAAAAGAUAUAGCGGCAGCGACCGAGCGUGCAUGGAGUGUCUGCCGGCGUGCACGGAGAUCUCGUACACGGAGAGCUACAGCGCCGCGCCGCUCAACAAGGCGCUCGUCGCCAACUACAUCAAGUCAUUCAACUUCGCGCAGAACAUCACCGAGGACUAUUUCAUAAAAAACAUGUUAGUCACUCAUUUCUUUUUCGAGGAUAAUUAUUUCAUGAGGUACACUAAAGGAGAAAUAUUCGGAUUGACGGAAUUUCUAUCUAACACUGGUGGUCUACUUGGACUGUGCAUGGGAUUCAGCGUCAUGAGUUUUGUAGAAGUCUUGUAUUAUUUGAUACUUCGCUCUUUAUGUGUAUCCUGUCGGAAGAAGUCUGCUUAUCCAUUUGUUAAGUAGGGCAGAAAUC
Messenger RNA from Aricia agestis (brown argus), 1672 nucleotides. Its product is annotated as pickpocket protein 28-like. Gene Ontology annotation, molecular function: ligand-gated sodium channel activity. Gene Ontology annotation, biological process: sodium ion transmembrane transport. The record is from RefSeq and is a predicted model, not a curated record. Bases 1 to 1662 code for a protein of 553 amino acids. The transcript is spliced from 14 exons. Gene Ontology annotation, cellular component: membrane. Lineage: Eukaryota; Metazoa; Arthropoda; Insecta; Lepidoptera; Lycaenidae.